GAGCGCAACUCAAGCAACCGGAAUAAAAAGCCUGGACGCCAUCAGUUACGCACAUGAAAUAGCCGGCUAAAAGUUGACUGGAUAUACUGGUCUCAUAAUGGCAGGGAGCAUAAAGAAGUUCUACGACUUUUCUGCAAAGCUACUGACGGGCGACUUGUUCAACUUUUCGUCGCUGAAGGGGAAGGUGGUACUCAUUGAAAAUGUCGCGUCGCUCUGAGGCACGACCGUCAGGGACUACACCCAGAUGAACGAGCUCCAUACGCGCUAUGCUGAGAAGGGGCUAGUGAUUCUGGGGGUGCCCUGUAAUCAGUUCGGACACCAGGAGAACUGCCACAACGACGAAAUUCUCAUGUCCCUGAAGUACGUCCGUCCAGGCAACGGCUUCGAGCCCAAAUUCCAGCUGCUGGAGAAGGUGGACGUGAAUGGUAAGGACGCCCAUCCGUUGUUCCCCUUCCUGAAGGAGAAGCUGCCUUUCCCCAGCGACGACUCCACGUCCUUAAUGACCGACCCCAAGUUCAUCAUCUGGAGCCCCGUCUGCAGGAACGACAUCAGCUGGAACUUCGAGAAGUUCCUCAUCGGUCCUGACGGAGAACCGUUUAAGCGUUACAGCAGAAAAUUCCUGACAAGUGACAUCGAGGGCGACAUUAAGAAGCUUCUUGGCGUGGCGUAAUAACCCCUUCUGGCGUUGAAUCCACAGAGGCAAAGUGCGGGUGGUAGGUGGGAAUUAAAACCCCCUACACUUAGAUUAGGAAAAACUCCUGUCAUGUUAAUCUAAGGUCACUUAUUGAUUGUAGUCUCGUCAUCAAGAUAAAACGCACAAACUCCACUUUUUUAUCUCAACCAUUUUUCUCCAUCACGUAAAGCAUAGCUUGCCUAUAUUGCCUCUGUAAUGAAAUGCCUAAACUGCCUAUGGUCUGUAAACUCGCUGUGCUCUACUGUGCAAAAUGCUGCUGUCGUUUUGCCUCUUUACUGAAUGAAGGCACCCUUUGAAAGCUUUGACGGGGGGUGUCUGAUGAAAUUGUAAAGAGCUUCUCCUUACAGUAGGAUUUGGCCCAUGUAAAGCACAGUUGAGCUUAUCAGUUUUUGCUGGACAAAUAAAUAUUAAUUUUAUCAA
Molecule: messenger RNA, 1114 nt
Organism: Megalops cyprinoides (Indo-Pacific tarpon)
Lineage: Eukaryota; Metazoa; Chordata; Actinopteri; Elopiformes; Megalopidae
Product: glutathione peroxidase 1-like
Exons: 2
Biological process (GO): hydrogen peroxide catabolic process; response to hydrogen peroxide; response to selenium ion
Cellular component (GO): mitochondrion; cytosol
Molecular function (GO): glutathione peroxidase activity
Source: RefSeq, a predicted model, not a curated record